Messenger RNA from Dovyalis caffra, 2190 nucleotides. NCBI's taxonomy places the organism in Eukaryota, Viridiplantae, Streptophyta, Magnoliopsida, Malpighiales, Salicaceae. The record is from the annotation of a GenBank genome assembly.
AUGGCCAUAGAUAGGCUUACCCGUCAAGCAAAAAGGCCUAUUGGGUUUUGUGUAAAGACGACAGCAGUAGCAAUAAUGGGUCUUUGCUUUAUAUUUGUUUGGACUAUGUUUUCUACUUCUUCAACUUCAGUAACCACUCAAAGGGAGAGCUUUGAUGAUAUUGCUGAACCAGUAGCAGGAAAUACCCGGGUAAGAAGUCCUUAUUAUACGCAAUCUAAAGAGAAAGAAGAAGAAAAGCAUGAAUCAAGUAGAUUUGAAUCUGAUUUGGAAUUGAAGAAUGAUGAGAAAAAGAUUAAUGGGUCUGUUUCUGUGGCUGUUGAUGAGCAUGAAUCUAGGAGAACGGAUAAAAAGGAAGCUUCACAUGAGAAAAAAGAGAAAGAUGGUGCUAAAAAGUUGCCUAAUGAGGCGGCAAAAGAAAAUAAAGGGCAAGAGGAAUCUGGGAAUGAAGAAUCAGAGAAGGAGGAGGAGGGAGGAGAGGUAGUGGAGGGUAAAGAAGAUGCAAACGAUGGUGAAAGUACUGAAGGGAAUGGUGAUAUUGAAGGAGAUGGCGACUUGAUUGAAAAUGUUGAUCAAGAAUCUGUAGAGAAAGUGGAAGAUGAGAACGGUGGAUCGAAAAGUUCAGGGAAGAAGAGGAAAAUCAAGGGUCCUGUGUUUGAUCCAAAAGCACAUUAUAGCUGGAGAUUAUGUAGCACAAGAAGCAAGCAUAAUUAUAUGCCUUGCAUUGACAUUGAGAGUGGCACUGGAAGGUUGCAAAGUUACAGGCAUACUGAGAGAAGUUGCCCGAAAACACCUCCAAUGUGUCUUGUUCCUCUGCCUCGUGACGGCUAUGGAACGCCAGUGCAUUGGCCUGAAAGCAAAUUGAAGGUAUUGUAUAACAAUGUGGCACAUCCAAAACUUGCUUCAUUUAUUAAGAAAAACAGUUGGCUGGUCCAGUCUGGGGAAUAUCUUACCUUUCCUCAAAACCAGUCUGAAUUCAAGGGUGGAGUUGGGCACUACCUCGAAUCCAUUGAAGAGAUGGUGCCUGACAUUGAGUGGGGAAAGAAUAUUCGUGUGGUAUUGGAUAUUGGAUGUACAGAUUCAAGCUUUGUGGCGUCUCUACUUGAUAAGGAGGUAUUAACUUUAUCUCUUGGGCUGAAGGAUGAUCUAGUUGACCUCGCUCAGGUUGCUCUCGAGCGGGGUUUUCCGACAAUAGUCAGCCCUUUUGGGAGUAGAAGGCUUCCUUUCCCUAGUAGUGUUUUUGAUGCUAUUCACUGUAGCAGGUGCCGCAUUCCUUGGCAUUCCAAAGGGGGCAAACUUCUUCUUGAGAUGAAUAGGAUUUUAAGACCUGGUGGAUACUUUAUUUUGUCGACUAAACAUGACAAUAUUGAAGAGGAAGAAGCUAUGACCACUUUGACAGCAUCCGUCUGUUGGAACAUUUUGGCUCAUAAAACUGAUGAAGUGGGUGAAGUGGGUGUCAAAAUAUAUCAAAAGCCCGAAUCAAAUGAUAUAUAUAAGUUGAGGAGGAAGAAAAAUCCACCUCUGUGCAAGGAAAAUGAAAAUCCAGAUGUAGCCUGGUAUGUUCAUAUGAAGACUUGCUUACACUCUAUUCCGUCUUCAAUUGAACAACACGGGGCAGAGUGGCCUGAGGAAUGGCCUAAGAGGCUUGAAACUUACCCUGACUGGAUGAACAAUAAAGAAAAAUUGAUUGCUGAUACCAGCAACUGGAAAGCUAUUGUUGAGAAGUCUUAUCUCACAGGAAUGGGUAUUGACUGGUCAAAUGUCAGGAAUAUAAUGGACAUGAAAGCCAUCAAUGGGGGAUUUGCUGCUGCUCUCUCACAACAGAAGGUUUGGGUGAUGAAUGUGGUUCCCGUCCAUCUACCAGACACACUUCCUAUCAUAUACGAACGUGGGCUAGUUGGCGUCUAUCAUGAUUGGUGCGAGUCAUUCGGCACAUAUCCAAGAUCAUAUGAUCUUUUACAUGCUGAUCAUCUGUUUUCACGGCUUAAGAACAGGUGUAACAAGCCUGUAUCGAUUGUCGUUGAGAUGGAUCGUAUAUUACGACCAGGCGGCUGGGCAGUCGUACGAGAUAAGGUUGAGAUACUAGAUCCUCUAGAGGGAAUACUGAGAAGUUUACAGUGGGAGAUUCGCAUGACAUAUGCUCAGGAUAAAGAGGGUAUAUUAUGUGCUCAAAAAACCAUGUGGCGGCCUUAA